Megachile rotundata (alfalfa leafcutting bee) is the source of this 2992-nucleotide messenger RNA. RefSeq lists its product as uncharacterized. The record is from RefSeq and is a predicted model, not a curated record. Lineage: Eukaryota; Metazoa; Arthropoda; Insecta; Hymenoptera; Megachilidae.
GCCGCACCGUGGCAACAUUAUAGCCAUGCCGCGCGCACAUAACCUCACGACAACGAUUACCUUAUAUUAUCUAUCGUCGAUAUGGCAGGUGAUAGGAAAGUAAUCAAAGCAGAAUUCUUAUUGGUUAAUUAACCGAUAACCAUUUUCGAGAGCGAAUUUAAAUAUACUUAUCACUGCUUCGAAUGUUUUAGGAACAUUUUAAAGUUGUACAAAGAGGUCUAAUGUAUAAUAAAAUACUACCUAAAAAACACUAUGUUAUUUUUUAUACUAGUCUUCUAUUCUUAAUUGUAUAGAACCGUUUCUAAUUUCCCGCACACUUCAUAUCUCCGUUUACAUAAAUUGCAAUACUAAGAGCGUUGACAGAUAGCGAUACUACAAUCACUUUAUCAUUUUAAUGACCAUAACAUGUUUCUAACAUUCUAUAAAUUACACAAAAAAUUCGUUACACUUGUUUCCCGCUAGGAAUAAAAUUGAAACAAUGUCUCUUUACACAAUCAACUAAAUGUUUUAUUAUACUGUAGACACUUUAUCCACUGAAGAAAUGGAAUUCUUCACAAUUUUAUAUUAUAUCCAUGUAAUUAUUCGAAGAAGAUUUAAUAUUUUUGACGAUGAAAUCUCGAUAAACGAAUGGCGUUCAAAAGCACUCUUGUGUGUCGAGUUUCAAAGUGGAUUGUGUACAAAUUGUUUCCUUAGCAACGAUUGCCAGCAAGCGUGUUUCUCCUUGAUCAACCGGCUAAAAACUUAGAAGUGAAGCUCAGUCAAGUCACAGAAUCAUGUACCGUUGAAUUUCGAAACAAAAAAAUAAUUGAAAAGAGAAAUGUUACACUCAAGGGCAACAGCCGCGUUGGAACGUCUCAAAGAGAUGGACAGGAAGUAUAAAAUCAAGCUUAAAGAGGGUAAAUUGAAUCGAAAUAACGUGAGUACUGAAAGUUCACUGGAAAGCACGCCCAAAAGCAACAGCAGCAGAGUCGAAUAUAUUCAAACUUCGAAAAAGGAGAUCGCAUCGAAGGUGUCACCUAAAUUCAAGAAGACAGCAAGUCCAGGUGAAAAGUUUUCUGACGAUGAAGUGCAUUCCAAGAAGUCAUCCAAAACGUCUCCCAGAGAAAAGGUACAACUGUCAUCUGAAAUUGAAGCGAAUAAAGAAAGUGCUUCAAGGACCGAAGAGUCUGUCAAGACAGUUUCAAACCCGGAGGAUACUUUGAAGUCCAGUUCCGAGAUCCGGGAUGUCGUAUCAGGAUCUGAAGACCCUCAAGGGCAAGAUGAAGAGUCUGUAGCUACUAUCUUCUCCAGACAGACUGCUGAAACAAUUUCAGAGGCGAUUAAACCGAGAAAUGGAAAUAAUGUAAUGGAAAAAGUAACGACCGAAGACAACCUUGAGGCGUUUAAUCCUGGCAACGACGAAACGACUAUCGACGAGGUCAUCGAAAAGAGCGAAACCAUUUCAGAACUGCCCAGUGCGUUGGACAAGGACAAUAUCGAAGGUGAAGAUUCGUCAAGUGCUUCUUUCGCGGACGAGCAGAAGCUGCAGUACGAGAACACCUUCGAAGAGGCUACUAAUUCUACUACUUCGUCUAGCUCUGUACGGUCGCAGAAGAGCUCGGAAGAGGCGUUGCCACAGGAUACGCUGAUAUCUGGAGUGAAGCAGAUCAAGAUUACGUCGCAUAAGCAGGAGAUCGUCGAGGAGAAGGUGGUCGAUGAAGAGAAAGAUAAAGAAAUCGUUGAACUGAUCGCGCCGAAGAUAAUAAAGAGCAACAGCGUGUGCGACGUCGACCUCGACGAGGAACUAUCGAAUUACGUGAAGACGACGGAGAACGUGGACGAGGUGACGCCGAUCAAUCUCCUCAGGUUGUCCAAGCAAACAACGCCGACGAAAAAGCACGUUCGAAAAAACAAGAAGCACAGGAAAUUGUCGAACGAAAACGUUAAGGAAAAAACCGACUCCUUCUCAGAUGAUCAGAGAUUAACGGAAUCCAAGGUCCACGAUGGCCUACCGUUAAAGGAAAACAGCUCCUCAACGACGAUGAAAAGUGCCUCAAGCGCAAGGAAGGUUCAGAAGGAAUCCCCGAAAGCAGAGAUGGCGUCUUUGUCUAGCGAACAAGCUCAAGUCGAAUCCGUUGAAGUAGAAAAAGAGGCAGCCAAGAGUGAAACAGAGAAAUUGAUGAGGGAACCGGAAAACAUCUCCAGCGAGAAGCUUCUGAGAGAGACGCCAAAAAAAUCGGACGUCACGAGUACACUGAGAGAACUGAACAAGGACGCGAUUAAUGCUAUUGUCAGAAAACACAGAAUCCACGCGACGAGGAAAAUCUCGGAUAAAUCUCGACGUUGUAAGAACUGCCAAGCUGUCGUGAAGCUGCCUUCCGUGGAGUACGAGGAAUCCGAGAACAUUGAGGAUGAGAGUUUAACGUCUCAAGAAAAUAUUAGAACGCACUCCAGCCACCACCAGAAGAUGAAAAUUAAAAGAGGAAAGUCGAAAAGAAUAUCGAAAGCUUCCAAAUCACGAAGGGUAAAUCAAGAAAAAAUUGAGGAGCAAUCUCGAUUCUGCAGACAGACGCGUCAUCUACAGAAGCAAGCAGCUAUCCUCAGGAUGCAACAGGAACGCGAGGAUAUCCGUAAUUACUUGCUGGAGCUCCAGUUCACGCAACUGGAAUUUGGUCCCGGAGAAACCUCGUCUAAGAUCGCUGCAUUUAAACCCCUCGAAUUCCCAAAAAUUUUGGGGUACAAGAGACCUGAUAUUGAAAGCUCAAACUUGUUAGCUACCGAUGCGAUAGCGAUGCUACAAGAGAAAGUAUCGACGAUAAGGCAGUGGCUGAAGGAUCAAUAUCUUCUUUACAGAGACUACAGCAAGCUGGCACAAACGGUGAACGCAAAAUAUGUUCCUGCCAGCUUGGAAGAUGCAAAAAAGACGAUUCGCCAGUUACAGCGAGCGACCAUUUAAUCCGACCAGUCGUUUCCGUGAAGCUUUCAGCAAGAACCGCGUGCAACGUGAUUCCUC